This is a messenger RNA of Cuscuta campestris, 1288 nucleotides long. Lineage: Eukaryota; Viridiplantae; Streptophyta; Magnoliopsida; Solanales; Convolvulaceae. The record is from the annotation of a GenBank genome assembly.
AAUUAUCAUAUAUUUUUAGUUUUUUACUACUAUUAAAAUUUUGAAAUUUUCGAAAUUUUAAUAUAUAAAAUUUCAAAUUUUUUUAGAAAUUUUAUAAAUUUAAUAUAUAAUUAAUUUUUAAAUAUAUUCUUUAAAUAAUUUAAAUAUAUAUUUAAUUUUUUAAAUAAAUUAUAUUUUUUAAAACACUUAUUAUUUUCGAAAUUUUUGAAAAUCUAAUAUAUAAAAUUUUGAAUUUUUUUUAAAUUUUCGAAAUUUAAUAUAUUAAUUCUUUUUAAUAUCAAAAAAUAUGUAUAUUAAAAUGUCGAGAGAGUCCGGUAGAAGGUCCGUGGAUAUGGGCUCCGUGAACCGAAGUUUGAGGAAAGGCAAAGCUAAAGCCACCUCCGAUGGUUCGACCUCACGCGGUUCUCGAGGAAGACACUCUGUCUCUUCCAUUCCUGCUAUCCCCGAUCAAUUCAUCGGGGACGGUAUGACGGAUGAAGAAUUUGACCAGAUUUAUUCUGGUAGAGGGGACGCGAAUCUCCUCACUCUUGAUAGUUUAUUCGAGGAUGUUGAUGAAGCAGCACUGGAUAAUCUGGACGGGGACAAGGAGCCUACACCGCACAGCAAUGACGUCGACGUGGAGGCAGGUGAGCCUGAGACCUCUCGAGGUUUGGACAAAGAAGAAACAGCACUACCUCCGCCCCCCAAAUCAAAAAAAGGUUUUAAAGGAAUAGUCAGUGGGCUUCUUGCAAAGAAAGGGAAGCGUGCUCAGCCUUCGACGAGUUCAAGUGAUACAACAGUAAGCUCGCACAACGAACUUGCUAUGAACCAAUGGGUGCCAUGCGAUUACGACGACGACGACGUGGAGUUUGACGUCCUCGGAUGGUGGAAGCGGAACGAACACAUGUUCCCAUGUCUCGGAAUGCUAGCAAGACAAGUCUUGUCCGUCCCGGUAUCAACCGUAGCAGUUGAACGAGAAUUCAGUGCUGGCGGCAACAUUCUAACCGACUACCGAAGUUGUCUUAAAGCUGAAUCUCUUGAAACACUUGUUUGCACCCAAGAUUUGCUCUUGGCAAGACGUCGAGCUCAAGAGUCAUCGUACCAACUCGAUUCGGAGCAUUACAUGAAUGUAACCACAGAUGGAAGUCCGAGUUCUGAAGAAUAAGUUAUAAACUUUUUUUAUGUUAAUGUAAAUAUGUAAUUAGUUUUUUUAGGUGAGCGAUAUAUGAGCUCUUUCGAGGGUUUUUUUAUGGUUAUUUACCUCGUCGCUUUUUUUGAACCGUCAGGAUAUUAAAUGUAGUUGUUCUUC